Messenger RNA from Lepisosteus oculatus (spotted gar), 1423 nucleotides. The record is from RefSeq and is a predicted model, not a curated record. NCBI's taxonomy places the organism in Eukaryota, Metazoa, Chordata, Actinopteri, Semionotiformes, Lepisosteidae.
CAGGUCUCUGUUGCCACCAUACGGAUAAAAAGUAGCACUGAGUUAGAAUUGCUGGUGUUGAAUUCCUGCAUUUCCAAUUUCUCUGAGGUCAAAUAACAUGGAGCGGAAACAGAGCAGGGAACUGCUGGAAGAGGCAGCCCAGGAGCAGUCAGUGGAUGUCCUUAAUAGUGGAUUUUUACUACCUAAAUCAUUAUUUGACAAAAUGUAUGAGCAUCAGGAAAAAGGACUGGCUUUCCUUUAUGAAGCAUACAAAAAAAAUAAAAAGGGAGUGAUUUUAGCUGAUGACCCCGGUUUGGGAAAAACUGUCCAGAUUGUUAUGUUUUUGGCCGGAUUGAAAAACAUGAAGCAGAUUAAAUCUGUCCUGCUUGUGAUGCCCGUCAGCCUGCUGGAGAACUGGAUUGAAGAGUUAACAAAAUGGACACCGGAUAUAAAUUUCUUUACCUUUCAUACCACAAACAAAGAUCGAGUAAGGAAUUUGAACGAAGUGAAGCAAACAGGAGGUGUGCUCCUAAUCACAUACAAAAUGUUACUUACUAACUUGCAGACAUUCUCCACCAAUAACGAAGAAGCAUUUGUUUGGGACUGUGUGAUUUUUGAUGAAGCUCAUGAGAUCAAAAACCGAUCUAGCAAGAGCUUUAAAGCAGCAGAUGUGAUCCCAGCAAAGAAUCGGUUUCUGCUCUCUAGUGCACCAGUACAGAACAACCUCCAAGAGCUGUGGUCUUUGUUUCACCUCGCCUGCCAGGGAAGUCUCCUUGGUACGUACCCAAGCUUUAAAAAGUUGUACGAGAAUCCAAUAAUGAGAGGAAGGGAGAAGCAUGCCAGUCCCUCAGAGAAAGCACUGGGUCUGAAGAUAUCAGAGAGCUUGACAGAAGUGAUAAAGCCCUACUACCUUAGGAGAACAAAAGAAGACCUGGGAAAACUAAAGUUGCUGCUGGAGGAGGUCAAAGAGCAACAGCCAGACAAAGAGAAUCAGGUUGCUACUGAUUCUGUCAAGAUGGCCCAGAUGUCCAAGAAGAAUGAUCUUGUGGUGUGGGUUUAUCUCAGCCCCUUACAAGAGAGACUGUAUAAAAAGUUCAUUUCUACAAGAUGUCUUGCUGACUUAAAGUUAACUGAUAGCGAUAGUCUGAUGAAAAUCCCUAAUCAUCCUAGAUUGCUUACUGUCAGAGAAUACAGUGAGUUGCUUGACUGGGAUGAGUUGGGUUUAGAUCUUUCACAUGAUGAAUUUAUCGAGGACUUUGAUGAGAAUAACAUGUUCCAGCUUCCAAGUGAGAAUCUUAUUCAAGAAUCAGGAAAGAUAGCAUUCCUUGUGCCUUUACUUGAAAGGCUCAGAGAGGAGGGUAAUCGAAUUCUUGUCUUCUCUCAGUCUGUAAACAUGCUGGAUAUUAUUUUUUGGAAGAAAGAGAAUUUAAGUUGCUGCGAGUAG